This is a messenger RNA of Labeo rohita (rohu), 734 nucleotides long. It is a transcript of the gene rpp21, whose product is annotated as ribonuclease P 21 subunit. Gene Ontology annotation, cellular component: nucleolar ribonuclease P complex. Bases 124 to 591 code for a protein of 155 amino acids. The transcript has 5 exons. NCBI's taxonomy places the organism in Eukaryota, Metazoa, Chordata, Actinopteri, Cypriniformes, Cyprinidae. The record is from RefSeq and is a predicted model, not a curated record. Gene Ontology annotation, biological process: tRNA processing.
AAUAUAGUGAUUUCACACGCUACCGAGAAGUAGAAAGAACAAAACAAGCAUGCUGUCAUGCAUGUUAUGUAUUAGAAGUUCACGCACUGUAGUUUGAAAGACACACAACGUCUCUAAACAAACAUGGCUGGGAAUAUAAAAGAUAAAGAAGCAUAUCAACGCCUGAACUACCUCUACCAGGCUGCUCACUGCGUUUUGGCUCAAAAUCCAGAGAAUAUUGAACUGGCAAGAUUUUACUGCUUCACCCAGAAGACCAUCUCCAAACGACUGGUGCUCAGACAAGACCCAUCAGUAAAGAGAACCAUUUGCAAAAAAUGCUGUACCUUACUAAUACCAGGUGUCACGUCAACAGUACGACAAAAAAGAGGACCGAGACGACAACGUAAGACUAUUGUGCGAUGUUUAAGUUGUGGACUGACCAAACGGUUCCUAAACAACCCCAAACAUAAACUGUGGGUGGAUCAACCUGAGGCUCAACUAGAAAACCAGACUUCACAAGAUGCUGGUCCUUCAUCUAAAUCCACGACCCAAGAGAAGAAAUCUGAUAUUGGCUCAGUGUCCACAACAGCGAAAACUUCAACUACAGCUUAAACAAAUCUGACUAAACCUUCUUGAUGCUCAUUUUAAGAAUCUGUACAUAUAGUAAUAUAGUUCAACGAAGUCAACUUUUGGGGUUAUAUUUUUAUUUUAUUUUAUUUUUAACAUUUUUGCAUCGUUCAGAUUUGUUUACAUGU